CUUCGCUUGCUGGCGGCGCGCGGGGUUGACUUUGUUUGAUUUUAACGGAUAUUUUUUCCGCGUCUCCGUUCGGCCUGGGCUUUCCCUUUUCUCAGUUCGAGUCCCGGGGAGACAUCAGCGCCGCCCGGCACUCUCACCCCGUACCGAGUACGGGGCUCAGACGGAGUGAGCUCUUUUUGAAAUGUCAAACGGCCAAUCUUGCUACAGUAACGGUUACCUGGUAGACCUUGAUCUCAUGGCUGAGGAAUGCAAAGAUCAUGGGGAUGACAAUAUCAGAACCAACUUAAUUGUCAAUUACCUGCCACAGAAUAUGACACAGGAUGAGCUGCGAAGCCUUUUUGGAAGUAUAGGUGAAGUGGAAUCUGCCAAACUUAUCCGUGACAAGGUUGCAGGUCACAGCCUCGGAUAUGGGUUUGUGAAUUAUGUGGCUGCCAAAGAUGCAGAACGAGCUAUUAAUACACUUAAUGGUUUACGGCUGCAAUCAAAAACUAUAAAGGUUUCGUAUGCCCGGCCAAGCUCGGACAGCAUUAAGGAUGCAAACCUGUAUGUAAGUGGUCUGCCAAAGACAAUGACUCAAAAGGAUUUGGAGCAACUUUUUGGACGUUAUGGGCGAAUCAUCACAUCUCGUGUUCUUGUUGACCAAGUCACAGGUAUGUCCAGGGGAGUGGCUUUUAUUCGCUUUGACAGGAAAUCUGAAGCAGAUGAAGCUAUCAACAACCUGAAUGGGCACAAACCACCUGGUGCUGUCGAACCUAUUACAGUAAAACUUGCAGCCAAUCCCAAUCAGAAAACAAAUGCAUCCUUGUUGGCACAGCUGUACCAUUCACCAGCAAGGCGCUUUCCAGGACCAUUGCACCAUCAGGCACAGAGAUUCAGGUUUUCGCCGAUGAGUGUUGACAAUAUGAGUAGUUUGUCAGGUGUGAACGUUGGUGGUCACAAUCCAUCUGGCUGGUGCAUCUUCAUCUACAACCUGGGCCAAGACGCAGAUGAGGGAAUCCUGUGGCAGAUGUUUGGCCCAUUCGGAGCCGUGACUAAUGUCAAAGUUAUACGUGAUUUCAACACCAACAAAUGCAAAGGGUUUGGCUUUGUAACCAUGACAAACUAUGAAGAGGCUGCCAUGGCCAUUGCUAGCCUGAAUGGCUAUCGCCUCGGAGACAAAAUUCUCCAGGUCUCCUUUAAAACCAGCAAGUCACACAAGGUGUAAUUUAAAGCUUGUGCUCAUUUGUAAGCAUUUGAUUAGAAAUACACUGCUGAAAGGUAAAUAAGUCCACUAGUGUAAAGCAACUCUUAUUGUUGUGACAGAAGUGUUUUGUCUACCAUUCUAGAAGAAUAAGUGAAAAGGAUUUUUUUAUAUUAGUAAUCUGGGAUGCAACUAAUAUGAAAUGUUCAAAUGUUUGAUACAUUUCCUUCCAUAUUCCCCUCCUUUCUUCCUGAGCACCCAAAAAAGGAGGGUAAAAUGCUGAACUAUAUUGUAGUUCUAUGGAUUUAAAAUAAUAUCUCUUUGAGUUGCAAUAUUCAUCCCAUUAUCAGUUGACUAAUAACCAGCUCUUGGUUGAUUCCUGCUUGCAUUGGAAAAGCAAUUUCAUAAAUGCGCUACUUGCUAGCAUAGGUUUAAUACAUUAAUACUUUUUGAAUUAAAAUGCUGAUUGUCCCUGUAAGAUUAAUAUGUUGCAUAUUAAGUUAAUCCAGAUCUCAGAGCCAUAGCUGUAAUAAGUUUUCUGUAGAUAAGUAAAAAUGGCACCUUCUGUCCCUCUCUUAUCAUGACAUGGAGGUAGAUGCAAAGCAGUUCAAUUUUAAUUCCUGACAUUAGUAGACCAGUGAAUCAUAUUAAUGAGAUUUAGAGUGUCAGCACAAAACCUGAGCAGGUUUAUACAACAUUUGCCAAAUCUUCGGAUGAAAGGAACGUUUUGGUUGGAAAGUGUAGUGUAGAAUUAUUCUGCUUGUAAUAUUAUCUUGGAGGUUUAAACCUUUGAACAUUUGUAAGUUUGUUGCACCCCACUUAGUGAACUCCAUUUCUUUUUUUAAAAAAAGUUUUUUUUGUUUUUUGCAUAAUUGACAUGCUAAGUUGGGAUAAUGCGUCAGAAUAGAAAGUACUUAAAUGUUUUUCUCAUACAGGUUAGCUGUCAACACAAAGCUUUGUUAAAAUAGAUUUAAAAAAGACUAAUCUAAAAGUUUUUACAACUGCCUUUGAAAUUAGUUAAUGUUCUGUUAUAUAAUUUCUUUUCAUUUUGUUUCCUUUGUUUUGUUUGACUAUUGAUUUUACUUUUGCAUUUAUGAUCAU
Messenger RNA from Hemiscyllium ocellatum (epaulette shark), 2281 nucleotides. RefSeq names its product ELAV-like protein 1. Gene Ontology annotation, cellular component: ribonucleoprotein complex. NCBI's taxonomy places the organism in Eukaryota, Metazoa, Chordata, Chondrichthyes, Orectolobiformes, Hemiscylliidae. Gene Ontology annotation, molecular function: RNA binding. The coding region runs from base 182 to 1204 and encodes 340 amino acids. The transcript is spliced from 6 exons. The record is from RefSeq and is a predicted model, not a curated record.